AGCGCAGGUUAAGCAAUGAAGUUUUCUAACCUAAGUAAACCUGAAGGUCUGGAGAAUCUAGACAAUUAUUUAUUGUUAAACAGUUUUAUAUGCGGGGUUGAACCAACCCAAGCGGAUUUAAAAGUUUUCUCUAGUCUGAAACCUGGACUUAUCCGUCCUUACUCAAAUAUAUCUCGUUGGUUCAAUAAUAUCUCAAGUUUCUCGGACGCGGUGAAACAUUUCCCUGCGAGUGAUAUAAUAGUUGAGGUUGAGGUUGAAGAUCAAAGCGAAAAGAAAGAGCUUAAAGCGAUGAAGAAGGAGAAGGUCAAGAAGGAGAAGGCGGCCGCCGCCGGACCUGGUAAGGUUUCUCUGCUCAACCCUCCGCCAGACUUUAUCGCUGAGAGAGAGAAGAUGUGGGACAGGUUGAAGGCGGAGAGAGAGGUUUGGCUGGCGGAGCAAACUCCGGCUCCUAUCAGUGUGACCCUGCCUGAUGGUAAACAAGUUGCUGGUGAAUCCUGGCGUACAACUCCCUACGACGUAGCUCUUGGUAUCAGUAAAGGUUUAGCAGACAACACCGUGGUGGCCAGGGUUGACGGAGAGCUCUGGGACCUGGACAGGCCCCUGGAGAAGGAUGUGAAGCUGGAGUUGGUCAAGUUCGACGAUGAGGAGGGACAAGCUGUCUUCUGGCACAGUUCUGCUCAUGUCCUUGGAGAAGCAAUGGAACGUGUUUACGGAGGACACCUCUGCUACGGACCUCCGAUAGAUCAAGGAUUCUACUACGACAUGUGGAGCGAGGAGCAUAAAGUAUCCGACACCGACUUCAAGGUCCUGGACGACGUGGUGAAGACAAUCGUGAAGGAGAAGCAACCCUUUGAGAGGUUGGAGAUGAAGAAGUCAGAUCUUCUGGAGAUGUUUAAAUACAACGAGUUUAAGGUUCGAAUUUUAAACGAGAAAGUUAAGACUGAUACAACCACCGUCUACAGGUGUGGACCUCUGAUAGAUUUGUGUCGAGGACCUCAUGUUAGAAACACAGGGAAAAUCAAGGCUAUGGCAAUCACCAAGAACUCUGCUACAUACUGGGAGGGAAACUCUGAAGCUGAGAGUUUACAAAGAAUUUACGGAAUAUCUUUCCCAGAAAACAAACAGCUCAAGGAGUGGAAAACUCUUCAGGAGGAAGCAGCGAAGCGUGAUCACAGAAAGCUUGGAAUUCAACAAGAUUUGUUCUUCUUCCACGAGCUCUCCCCCGGCUCAUGUUUCUUCCAGCCGAAGGGAGCUCACAUCUACAACAAGCUACUGGAGUUCAUCAAGGAGGAGUAUUGGAAGCGAGGGUUCCAGGAGGUCAUCUCCCCCAACAUGUACAACUCAAAGCUGUGGAAAACCUCUGGGCACUGGGACCACUAUGCGGAGAAUAUGUUCAGGUUUGACGUAGAGAAGGAAGCAUUUGGUCUGAAGCCUAUGAACUGCCCCGGACAUUGUUUGAUAUUUGAUCACCGUCCUCGGCCUUAUAAAGAGUUACCCCUCAGAAUGGCAGACUUCGGGGUGUUGCAUAGAAAUGAACUUUCCGGUGCGCUUACAGGUCUUACGCGCGUACGCAGAUUUCAGCAGGAUGACGCGCAUAUAUUCUGUCGGCCUGAUCAGAUAAAAGAGGAGAUGGCGGGGUGUCUUGACUUCUUGAAGCAUGUGUAUUCUAUAUUCGGGUUCACUUACCAGCUACGACUCUCCACCAGACCGGAGAAGUUUAUGGGUGAUAUUGAGAUCUGGGACGGAGCGGAGAAAGAUCUAGCUGACUCCCUGGAUUCUAUAAACCUACCCUGGAAAAAGAACCCCGGAGAUGGUGCGUUCUACGGUCCUAAGAUUGAUAUUACGCUGCAGGACGCGCUCAAACGUCAGCAUCAGUGCGCGACCAUACAGCUGGACUUCCAGCUGCCGAAGAGGUUCAACUUGAGCUUUAUCGAUGAGAAGGGAGAGAAGCAGCAUCCUGUGAUGAUCCACAGAGCUAUUCUGGGUAGUGUAGAGAGAAUGGUGGCAGUGCUGACUGAGAACUAUGGCGGGAAAUGGCCUUUCUGGAUUUCCCCUAGACAGGUCAUGGUUGUACCUGUAGGAAUCCCCUUUAACAACUACGCGCGUGAGGUAGCUGACCGUCUGCGCGCUCUAGGGUUUUGCGCAGAGGCAGAUACAGACGAUGGAAACACUAUGAAUAAAAAAGUCAGAAACGCACAGAUUGCUCAAUUCAAUUUCAUCUUUGUGGUUGGUGAGAAGGAGAUGACGAAUAGCACUGUGAACGUGAGGACCAGGGACAACAAGCAGCACGGAGAGUUCUCCAUCCAGGAGGUGGUUGACAAGUUCAACGUUCUGCGGGAGCAGCGGAUACUUAAGUCGGAGGAACAUGGUUGGGGACCUACUGGAGACCAGGCUGAAGAAAAAUCAAAGAGCGGAACCCCAGAAUCAGAAUAGUUCUCAGGAACCCUUAACGUUCCCGGUAAUCCUGACGUUCCUGGAUCACUUAACGAUCUAAGGAACCAUACAAAGAUCCCGGGAACACUUUAAAUUUCAUGGCACAAAUGAAAUUUCAAAAAUCCCUCCUUUGAUUUUAUCCUGUGAUCCUUCAUUUAGAAUUCCUUGAACUUUUUAGAGCUACAAUGAACCCCUUGAUCUCCAUGAAAUUCUAUAGAACUCCCUUGAUUCCUGAACUCCAUGGAACUCUCCUACACUCCUUGGAACUACCUUGAUCAGUUCAGAUCAACUAAGAGAACUCCUUUGAGAUCUACUGAACUUACUUUAACAAAUGGACUCAUCGCCAUUUAAUACUUUUACCAAAUCUUACAAAACUUUUUUUUUACUUUUGGUUAUUUUAGUCACAUUUCUUGUUGAUAGCACGGAAUCAAUUCUAUUAUGUUAUGUAAACAGUAUAUUCUUAAUCAUGUAGAUUGUAUGAUUGUAAUGUGUAAAGAUGAAAGAUAGAAAAAAUGUCGGAGUCGGAUGAUUAAUGAAUAUAUUACAGA
Eurytemora carolleeae is the source of this 2981-nucleotide messenger RNA. RefSeq names its product threonine--tRNA ligase, cytoplasmic (gene ThrRS). Gene Ontology annotation, biological process: threonyl-tRNA aminoacylation. NCBI's taxonomy places the organism in Eukaryota, Metazoa, Arthropoda, Copepoda, Calanoida, Temoridae. The transcript has 11 exons. Gene Ontology annotation, molecular function: ATP binding; threonine-tRNA ligase activity. Gene Ontology annotation, cellular component: cytoplasm. Bases 16 to 2433 code for a protein of 805 amino acids. The record is from RefSeq and is a predicted model, not a curated record.